Molecule: messenger RNA, 4289 nt
Organism: Syzygium oleosum
Lineage: Eukaryota; Viridiplantae; Streptophyta; Magnoliopsida; Myrtales; Myrtaceae
Product: disease resistance protein L6-like
Exons: 4
Coding region: 670-4170 (1166 amino acids)
Biological process (GO): signal transduction; defense response
Molecular function (GO): ADP binding
Source: RefSeq, a predicted model, not a curated record
CAAUUACAUGACACUACUUUACUUUGGCCAAUGGAAAUGGGGUUAGACAGAAAGGGUUGGGAAAAUGAGGUGGUGGAGAUCGUGAGGUUUUUUUGUAUAUUAGGCUAAAAAUAAUAAGAGCAAGGUCGAAGAUUAUGAGAAGGAUUAGGUGUCGUGUGAGCUUAUAUCCUGAGGAAGAUGCUUCCAUGGAUUUUCCUACAUAAUUUCUAAAUCUUAGGUGUGAAGUAAAAAAAUCUGUCUCGAAAUAUCAUAGAAGUGUGUGAAGUUAUGUAGUAAUAAAAUAUAUGUUUUCGUUUGAUUACUUCUUUCAAUCUUUUGUGGCUUUUUGAACAAGUAAAUGAUGUGGGCUUUUUGGGGGCCUCUUUUGGGGCCAUCACCGAAUCUUCCACAGUCAAACCACGUUGGUCAACCGAACUGAAGGCCGUAUCCCUGUUACCCCUCUCUCUCUCACCUUCUUCAGCAUUUUCAAGGGAAGAACUUAACAGUACCCGUUAUUCGUGAGUGGACCAAGCCAACAAGUUUGACUUGACUAGAUGAUGCGGCCCAGAAGAAGAUACGGCAAGGACUAUAAGCAUUUGCAGAAAAGCAUUCUAAAAGCAUCUUUAGUUCGUCAAUCCUUUUGAGCAACAGAAGAGCAUCUUUCGUUUCAACUUUCCCUCUCAGAUUGCCAUGGACAAAGGACAGAAGAGUGCAGAGAAAGAGAGCACUAAGAGAGCAUCCACUUCUUCGUUCAUCUCUCCGGUACUCACAGAUGUAGGUAGUAGUCAAUAUGACGUGUUCUUGAGCUUUAGAGGUUCGGAUACCUGCAAGGCAUUCACUGAUCACCUCUAUCAUAGUCUGGUCAAGGCAGGGAUUGUACCGGUUUGUGUGUUCAGGGACGAUAACAGCAUUUCAAUUGGCGAGGAAUUUGGUUCACAGAUUCUCUAUGUCAUCGCAAGGUCUAAGAUUUCGAUCCCCAUCAUCUCGGAAAAUUAUGCUUCGAGCAAAUGGUGCCUCCACGAGCUCAUUCAUAUCAUGGACCACAAGAAGAGCACUUCACACAUGGUCUUGCCCAUCUUUUACAAAGUGGACCCAUCGGAUGUGCGGUAUCAGAAAGGAAGUUUUGGGGAGGCCUUCCAUUCACGUAAGAAGCAUUUUGAUGAGAAGGAUAUUCAGGAAGGGCGGCAAGCACUUAGAGCAGUGAGUGACUUACAUGGAUGGGAAUCCGAGAAAGUUGCUAACGGGGAUAAAGAAGAAUUAGUGGAAAAAGUUGUCGAAAAUAUUCUGAGCAAGAUGCGACAAGAUUUUCAGGUUGAUGUUACUAAGCACUUAGUUGGAAUUUGGGAUCAUGUGAACAAAAUCAGGAAUUGGGUUGACACUCCUACCAGUGUUGCUCGAAUGAUUGGAAUCUAUGGCAUGGGUGGGAUUGGAAAAACGACUCUUGCCAAGGUAAUCUACACUCAGUUGUCGAAUGACUUUGUGCAUCGUAGCUUCCUUGCUGAUAUUCGAGAAAUUGCUCACCGCAACAAUAUUCCUUCUCUACAAAAACAACUAAUUAAGGACGUACUGCAAAUUGAAUGUCAAGUGGGGGAUGUUGAUGAUGGAAUUGAUAUAAUCAAAUCUAGAUUCAAAGGAAAAAAGGUUCUCAUUCUUCUAGAUGAUAUAGAUGACAAGAAUCAACUAGAUGCGUUGGCUGGGGACCGUAAUUGGUUUAUGCCAGGAAGUAUGAUCAUUGUUACAACUAGAAAUGAAGCUGUUCUUCAUCAGUCUAAAUUCGAGGUUGACUACAAGUAUGAAUUGUAUGGAUUGGAUAAGGUGCAAGCUUUGCUUUUGUUUAACAAACAUGCAUUUCGCAUGGACCAUUCUCCAAGGGACUUUGAGGGUAUAUCUCAUGAUAUCAUAUCCACCAUGGGUGGGCUUCCCUUGGCACUUCAGUGUGUAGGUUCAUUCUUGUAUAAAAAAACAAAUCGAAAAGUAUGGGAAGAUGUGCGGAAGCAAUUAAAAAACCAACCACAUGGUGAUGUCAAAAAGAUAUUGCAAAUAAGUUAUGAUGCAUUAGAAGAUGAACAUAAGCAGAUUUUUCUCGAUAUUGCUUGUUUCUUUAUUGGUGAAAAGAGCAAAUUCGCCAUGUACAUGUGGGAGGAUUGUGGGUUUCAUCCAAGUCAAGGAAUUGAAGAGUUGAAGUCAAGGUGCUUAAUUAAAAUUGGAGAUGAUGGUACGUUUAAAAUGCAUGAUCAACUAAGAGAUUUUGGAAGGAGCAUAGUUUGCCAAGAAAGAUUGCCAGAGAGACGUAGCAGAUUAUGGGAUGACGAGGAAGCCUCUGGAGUUCUAAUGGGAGGAAAGGUAACAUAUGGCCCUCCUUCUUUUUUCCCUCUCCCUCGUAUUUUCCUUUACUUAAUCAGAUCUAUUCUAGUCUUUUAUCUGUGGUUUGGCAUUGAACUCGAUAUGCCUUUUUCGACAAAGAAUUUGCAUCUACCGAAUUUAGUGGUGAUGCAGUUGUCAAACAGCGAGAUCACAGAACUUUGGGGAGGAUGGAGUUCAAUCAUGUUGGCAAAGCGGCUGAAAGUUCUUGACCUUACAUGUUGCAAAUAUUUAAGCCGUACUCCUAAUCUCUCGGCUUUCACAAAGUUGGAGAUACUCAUCUUGAAACAUUGUGAUGGACUGGAGCAAGUCGACCCUUCUAUUGGUGAAGUCAAGAGCCUCAUUUUCUUGGACUUGAGUGACUGUGGCAGUCUCAAGGAGCUACCAGGAGAAGUGGGCGAAUUAGUGAAACUAAAAGAACUUAUUUUAGAUUCUACCGGUAUUAUUGAGAUUCCUACAUCGAUUGGUUCUUUGAGGAAGUUGGAGAAACUGAGUGCCCACUUUUGUCGGUCAUUGAGAGAAAUCCCAAACUCAAUUGGGGAUUUACAGAAUUUGCAAGAUCUGGACAUUAGUCAUUCUGCGAUUGAAAAAUUACCUGGUGCUAUUGGAAGGUUGAAAAAACUGCAGAGGCUAAGUCUCAAAUUCUGCUAUAGACUGAAAGGGGAAAUUCUAAGUGAAAUUGGUGACUUGUAUUCACUCGAGAUACUUGAUAUCACUAGCACACGGAUAUUUAACCUGCCAAAAAGCAUCCGUAAUCUUUCUUCUCUCCAACACCUUAGUCUAUGGGGCUGUUACGAGCUCCGGUUGCUGCCAGAGCUUCCUUCCGGCUUAACAAAUUUGUCAGUCUCUUGUCAGAGUCCCACAUUGUCACAGCUUUCUUGCCUAAUCCACCUAGAAGAACUUGAUCUUUAUAAAUGCACUCUACUUGAAUACAUCCCGGAGCUUCCCUCAAGACUCUUGAAACUUUGUGUUGCCUCCUGUCAUAAGCUGAUAUUGCCAAAGUUUGAAGCAUUCAAGUACUUGGAAGAGUUGUCAAUAAAAAACUGCAGUUCCAUUAAAGGUUUGGACCUUUCAAUAUUAAGUUGUCUGAAACGGUUACAUGCCGAGGAUUGCUAUAAUCUAGUUGAAAUUCAGAGCCAUGAUAAUUUGGAGUUCUUGGAGGAGAUAGUUAUAGAUUGCUGCAAGUCCAUUGAAAGGCUGAUCCUUCCGGAAUUACAGUGUUUGAAGCAAUUAAAGGCUAACUAUUGCGACAAUCUAGAAAAAAUCCAAGGUCUUGGUAAGGCGGAGUUCUUAGAGGUGUUGGAUAUCUCUGAUUGUGAGUCCAUUAAAAGACUACCUGACCUAUCAUGCUUCGUGACCCUGAAAGAGUUGAACAUCAAUGGCUGUUGCAAUCUACGUGGUGUUGAGAGCCUCGAGAGAUUCUUGUUUUGCCGAAGCAUAUACAUCACGGGAUGCCAAUCCCUAGAAAAACUACCAAACCUGUCGAAAUUUGAAAAUUUAGAGAAUUUCACAAUGAGAUAUUCGCUUGGUGUUACGGAGAUUCCUGGGGUUGAGGAAUCAAGAUCUCUAACACACAUAGAUAUUACAGGAUGCAAAUCAAUGGAAAUUUUACCAGAUUUGUCGAGAUGUGAUAAGUUACAAUCUCUAGUGGUACGAGACUGCAAGAAACUGGCUCAGCUUCGGGGACUUGAAAAGUUGGAUUUAAUUUAUUUGGAUAUUUCUGGGUGCAAUUCCUUGGAAACAAUACCAAAAUUACCAGAAACAUGCGUCUUUAGAAAUUAUGAAAGAGCGCAAGAUGAAGUUCCUGAUGGAAAUAUUAUACUGCAGUGAUAAUGAUGUGAUGAACCGUAUAUCCAUAUUACAAGAGUGAGAUGAGUCAUGUUUCCUUAACAGAGGUAAAUUACCAGUAAACUAUCAUUUUUCUUCUGAGAUUCAUGAUCCGCUUUUCA